UAGGUUGUGCAAUAUUGUGUACCUCGUGGUCGCUAAACGGAGUGACUACUACAUAGUCAUUCGGUCUGCGUAUUGCACGACGCGAACAGUUCGAUUGUCGCUAGGUUUUUGCGUUCAGUGUGAUCGUAAAAGUCGAUUUUGUUGUGUUCAUUUAUUGACGAAAAUUAAUAUUAAGAAGCAGUUUUUGUACCGAUCGCUUUGUACCUUCAAAACUGUUGCGGAACUCAUGUCGCCGAACACGCGACCUACAACGAAAUAAUGAUAAGCGCUUUUCAAAACUUUUCUUCGCCGCACUUCGGUUACGGCGGUAGCGCGUUACCGGAUGCGGCCGUUCCCUUGUACAAUGGCCAACAACCGAUGCAUCCCUUUGUUGGACAUUCUGCUCCCGCGUAUAAUUUUGCAAGACAACCCGUGUACAACGCUGGUCAACCGCCUCAGUACAAUAGUCGACAACGUCAAGCUCUUCCCUACGAACCGGCUUUUCGUGAGCCUUACACACGACCGCAAAUCAGUAAUAAGCACUACGAACAAGUGGACGUACCGCCGGUGCCAAAUCGAAAGAGACCUGCCUCCACAUCUCCUCCAGUUCAGUACACUAGGGUACAAGGUGGUGUACCUGGUGGUAAAACAUCAGUACAUGCUGUACUAGAUUAUGAUGUAGAAGAUGACGAAACUUUGGAUUAUUUAGAUAAAUAUAGUAAAGAAAAUGAAAAAGUUACGCCAAUUCAAGGUCCGAUUUUCUUAAGAAAUGGUACCGUACCUGUUGUACCGCUAUUUGGUUAUCAAAAAGUUAGCAACGGAUCUUUUCUACAAAUACCCGUACUAUGGACUGCUUUAUCGUUCGCUUUGGGGUAUGAAAUUAAUGGUGAUAUUAUUCGUGGAAAUCCUUGUAUCAAAAGAAAUCAUCAACUUUUUUGUCCUACAGCAGGCAAAAGUUAUCCAAUAGAUCGUAUUGAUAAAUUUAUUGAUGAAAAUAAAGCUUUGAUGAAACGGAUGUAUGGUGAAUUCGAGAUGAUGGAAAAUGGUCCAUUUCAUAAAAAUAAAAGACCAACAGUUCGAAAAAAAAGGCAAAAUGGUGGAUUUUCAGAUGAUCAAACGAAAUCUAAUAAACUUCCAACAAAAGGAAUACCUACAGAUUCUGGAAGAAUAGAUUCAUGCGAAUCAAAAGUAGAAGUUGUAACUCCUUAUUGGGCGGCUAAUAGUGUGGGCAAAACCAGAGCGAUUGUCAAUACCGAACACUUUGAACAAGCCAUUCACCAAGAAGUUUGCACGAAAACACUGACGUCUCGUUGUUCUGGAGAUUGUGGCUGCGAACAAAAAUAUAAAUGGCAUAGGUUACUUGCUUACGAUCCAGACAACGACUGCAAGGGAAUAUUUAUGGAUUGGUUUUUAUUUCCCUCGUGUUGCAUAUGCCGUUGUGAUUCAACAACACCCAACAAUAUUUAAACAUCUUUCAAUCGUAUAUGUAGAAUUAGUUGUACGGAUAAUCAACUGUAGUAAAAUUAUUCAUUGUAAGAUAACUCAAAUAAUAAAUUAUAUGUACUUUAUAAGAACAAAAAUGUUUCACGUACUUCUUAAAAAAA
Molecule: messenger RNA, 1583 nt
Organism: Daktulosphaira vitifoliae (grape phylloxera)
Lineage: Eukaryota; Metazoa; Arthropoda; Insecta; Hemiptera; Phylloxeridae
Gene: spz3
Product: protein spaetzle 3
Exons: 7
Coding region: 259-1446 (395 amino acids)
Biological process (GO): innate immune response; regulation of Toll signaling pathway; central nervous system formation
Cellular component (GO): extracellular region
Molecular function (GO): Toll binding; growth factor activity
Source: RefSeq, a predicted model, not a curated record